Spea bombifrons (plains spadefoot toad) is the source of this 4625-nucleotide messenger RNA. RefSeq names its product chromosome 4 C15orf39 homolog (gene PRMT2IP). Bases 1 to 3849 code for a protein of 1282 amino acids. The record is from RefSeq and is a predicted model, not a curated record. NCBI's taxonomy places the organism in Eukaryota, Metazoa, Chordata, Amphibia, Anura, Pelobatidae. The transcript has 2 exons.
AUGGCUGGCAAAAGGCAAACAAAUGACCUGGAUCACAUGUCCUUCGGUAAACUGCCACGGGUGGAGGUGGAGGCACAGAACUGUUCGCUAACCUUUCCUGGGAAGACUUCCCACGAGGAGAUGCUAGCUUACUCAUCUGUUAUGGCAUGCUCCCUGCCAGCUCCUGAGCGGCAUACAACACCUUGGAGUUCUGCUUCAUCCUAUUUGCUGUGUGCAGACAGCGCUCCAAGCCAGCAUUUACAGACUGAAGAAACCUCUGCUAGGUGUAACAGACCAGAAAUAGAGAGGUUAAACAACCACGCUCAGUUACGUGAAAUUCCUGGCAACCAUCUAAUGAUUCAACCACACCAUCAAAUUAUGAGGUACUCCAUGCCUUCCACACAAGGAUACCCUCCACUUGUAAUGCCAAGACCUGUGUAUAGAAGCCCUUCUAAUUUUGUGGAUGCAGGCUAUGGUACACAUCGUCCACCUCUAGGAUUUCCAGUAGGAUCACCUAUACGUACUCAUGCUGUUGAAUGGAACUCAACAAAUCUUGCAUAUCCAUCUGUAUGUGCAACUGGUGGAAACAAAAAGCUUCCCCCAACUCGCAUAGGCCCCCCAGAACAUGUCAAGAGCCCUCAUGUUUUAUCACAGGGCAUGAAGGAACUUAGCCCUGCCCUUAGACAUAGGGGGGAUACAAGAAUUUCUGGUUCCCAGGGAGAGCCCUUUAGAGAGCACUAUGGUUUGUUUGCACAGCCUAGUACAUCUCUUCACCAUUCUCAAUUUGAUGCUUCCAUUGGGUGGCAAAGGGGCUCUGCAUUCAGCCCCCUUACUCCUGCACGCCAUACCUACCUAUCUAGUGCUUUCCAGGAUAGUAUGGACAAUGGUUUGGGGAACUUUCAAGGGAUGAAUUAUUAUAGCCCUACAGGAGCUGGUUAUUCUCAUAGACCCUCUUCCUAUAAUUAUAGUAUGGACACUACUUUACUACCUCCUAUUGCUAGGACAUUGCUCACCCACUCGAAUGGAGAACUCAUACAAAGUCCAGCCUAUAAAAACAGGGACCGAAGAGUGAGUUUACCUAAUAGGAGAAUGAAUGAUACUAAUGCAGACCGUAUGCUGCAACUGGAGACACCAAAUUUAGAUCAACGUUCAUGCUCGGUGCAGAUGGACAAGGAUGUGCGGGUUGCAUCUUCCCAGGCAGACCAGGAUCUACAAGUGGGUUUGGCUCGCAUAAGCAAGAGCCCUCGGGUUCAGUAUUCACAUUUGGACAGGAACGUGUGCAUGGUCUCUUCUAAGGAGGGGAAUGGGCUUGCUCUUGGCUUGAGUCAGUCAGGGAGGGAACAGCAGGUGGGGGAUGUUCUCGGAGAUCCUUUAAUGCAGAAGAUUGUCCAGAGCCCACCCCCUUCUACUGUGUUCACUGAUGGCCAUUUGCAUUAUUCUAAAACUUCUAUACCCUCACAGAUGCACGCUGUCUCUGAUUCUCACAGUACCCAUAUUCAGCAAUCCGAUGUGGAUGGCGAAAACGUUAGACAUUCACCUUCAACUCCUACUAAUAUUUCUGGGGACCAAAUUAGUAUAAGUCAUGAAAACCAGAGGUUGACUCCUCAAGAGUCGGCAAUGUCGAGUACUAACUCUGCAUGUCACUCAACUCCACCGGCAACUGAGGUUAACAUUAAUGGUCCCCACUCCCCUCCUAUGCCAGUCAUUAAUGACGUUUUCAGCCUGGCUCCAUAUCGAGACUACCUGGAGGGUACAGCUCCUCAUCCUUUUCCAUUGUUGAAGGAAAACAUUGCUAAACAUAAAGCAUUGUAUUCUCAGCCUGCACCACAAAAAACAAAGGAAGUUGGGAAGGGAUCUGAUGAGUCCCUGCAAUUGAACAGUGUUAGUGAGCAUCUAACCCCUUCUGACAUUAACCUUACAACUAAUAUACAGGAGAAAGAUUUGAAACAGGCAGAAGGGGCGGUGCUGGACCUGAGCCUGAAAAAGUCACCUAAUCCAAGCCUCUCUCCUAAUGGUCAGAAGAAGUGCCAACAUCAUGAUUCAAUGGAUAGCCCAUCACAGUUUCCCAAGGCUGGCUACACAGAAGCCACAGCAGGCUACCUGUUUGAGCAACCCAUACAAACCAUAUCUGACAGACUUUCACACCCCAGCAAAGGCAGCCCCUUACAGACCAAUGCCCAAACAGGCGCAGACUGCCUCUCCACAACAGCCAUUUCCUACCCCUCCCAAACCUCCAUGCAAACGACCAGAUACUGCCAUACACAGACUGCAAAUCGGUGCUCUCCUGGGGCCUGCUUACCACCAUCGGUGUUUGCCUGCCCCAUACAGCCUCCGACGAAAUAUGCAACUCAAACCAUGUUUCCUCUUCAGGUAGCUCCACCAAGUAACCCAAACGUUCCUCUUUUAACCCCCAAAGGUCUUUCUCACCGCUCUACUCCACUUCAGACCCAAUUCUUGGAGCAUAGAAAGGAAAGAACUAUAUACCCAAAAGAUUCUCCACAUUUGCUGUCUCUGACCACAGAACAGGAUAAUGAGGCAAAUGGCUUUCACAGUUCCAAAUCUUUCAUGUUUAGAAAAUACAAACUAAUGAAACUUCCCUUCAGUGGAGGAGAAACUCAGACAGCAGAAAAUAAUUCUGAUUCUCAUGUUUUAACCAGCCCAUUCCAACUGCUCUCUGAGUCAGUACAGUCUCUUCCCCCAAGUGCUCCUGAGUCUUCUCCAACUCUUGGUGAAGCCAAUGUUUCUUUGGCAAGCGGAGAAGAGACUGCUGGAUCAGGGCACCACUUCACUGAGUUACACCGUUCUGUGCGUGUAGCCAUCUCAAAUUCAGUUGGAUCUUCCCCUCCUGGUCUACUUCAAGACUGGCAGUUAAAAUCCAAAGAAGAUGAGAGACCCAAGUCUCCUAUGAAGUCAAAAAUGAGUUCAAGGUCCAGUGAACCCUCCCAAGAUCAUGAAAUAUGGUUGGCCAUUGAUGGUGUCCGCAUGCUCUUGCAUAAAGUACUGUCUCAGUUGGAAACCUUUAUGUUCACAAGAAGAUGCCCCUUUCCUCAUGUUAUCCGGGCUGGUGCCAUCUUUAUCCCUAUCUAUCUGGUAAAGGAGGUUCUUUUCUCUGAGCUGCUGGGACCAUCUGUAGAUCGUGUAUUGCAGAGGCACAAAGUAGAACUUCGUCCCACUACUCUAUCUGAAGAGAAACUCCUGAGGGACACAGAGCUGAAGAACUGCCCAUCUCGCAUGUUGAAAUUACUUGCACUUAAACAACUCCCUGAUGUUUAUCCAGACUUACUACACCUGUACUGGGGAUACUGCAUACAGAAGCAGCUUGAUAACAAACUGUGUGUUGGACUCAGAGUGGAGAAGGAGUGCCCGCCGAAAAGAAAAUUAAAACAUGCUUCAUUAGAUGGAGGGAAUGUGAAAGUAGCUUCAUUUCAGAGAGAGGACACCUCUGUCUCUAAGCUUCACAGAGCUUCUAAGCGUCGUGGAAAGCAAGUAUAUGAAACUCAGAAACGAAACCCUUCUCAAGUUAGAGGUGGAGUCAUCAAGAAGAAGAGACAAGUGGUUCAUAAAAAAGUUGGUGUUGGGAAGCGCACAAAAUUUACAUACAGAAGGAAAGGUCCUCGUAAAAAACUUUCAGGAAAAGGCUUUCCGGACCUGGUUGGAAGACGCAUCCUUCAUUUAUUUGAUGAUGGUGAACAGGAAGCUUGGUUUCGAGGUAGAGUCUUGCAGGUGCACAGACGAUCUAGCAACCCCUUGGACACACAGUAUGAGGUGUGGUAUGAUGACGAACCUGGCACUCGUUACUUUUUGGAAUUGCUGCAGGACUAUGAAAAAGGCUGGCUCAGAUUUGAAACCUCGGCUGUUAAACAGGAUUAGGUGGAUGAUCUGUGAUUUACUUUUAAAAAUGUUACAGAGCACAUUAAAUAGAAUGUAAUACCUGUAUCUAGAAAUUUUUUUGUGACAAGUAAGAAAAUGUUAGGAAUUGUGAAUGUUUAAGUCCCCUUAACGCCCAGUAUGCUGCUUUUAAGGUUGAGGUGGGGUCAGAUUUUUUUUUGUGUGUGUGUGUCCGCGGUUAGAGGACAGCAGGCUACAUUAAAUACCACAUUACGUGGGUUGAUGUGGUUUUCAUAAGUGCCUUAUUGCUGUUCUGUACAGAUAUGUACAAGCUCAAAUCCAUAUUGGAUUGAGUUUACUAGAUAAAUACAGUUGGAGAUCAUUUUAUUGUUUUAAUGAUAGAUCACCCCUUUGUGUGCUACGCAAGGAUAAGUCCUAUUCAGUCAGUUAAUUUGACCUUAAACAGAUAGGUAAUUAUACUUGUCAGUUUACUUGACCAUUGUUUCCUCGGGUGCCCUCUCAAGCGAAGCCUGAACCCUAGUUUUACUUGUCCCUUUGAGCCCUCAUAUCCAUUGGGAGCCCAUGAAUAUAGCAAAAUUUCAGGUACUCAUAGCUGCGAGAUGUGGUUUAUUGAUAUUAAGUAACAUAGCUCAUCUGAGUGCUGCAUUUUGAUAGCCCCAACCCAAACCUUUACACUAAAACAUAAUGCUUAGUGAUCUAAUAAUAUCUUAUUUAUCACAUUUAGUUCUCAUAUAAAACAUAUGGUUAAGUAGUCAGAUGACACAGGAAACUCUCUAUGGGGUUUUACCAAAUUAAGU